AUGCCUUUGCCAGAACUUCAAAAAAAAGCUCCUGAAUUUAAAGGAAUUGCUGUUAUUAACAAGCAAUUCAAGGACAUUUCUUUGGAUCAAUAUCGAGGAAAGUAUCUUGUUUUAUUCUUUUAUCCGUUGGAUUUUACAUUUGUGUGCCCUACCGAAAUAAUUGCAUUUUCCGAUCGUGUUAACGAAUUUAAAAGCAUCGGUUGCGAAGUUGUUGCCGCUUCUUGCGACAGCCAUUUUUCACAUUUGGCUUGGACCAACGUACCUCGUAAAGAGGGUGGUGUGGGAGACUUACAAAUUCCAUUAUUGGCCGACAAAUCGUUUAGCAUUGCCAAGGCUUAUGGAGUUUUAAAUGAAGAAACUGGAGUUCCAUACAGAGGAUUGUUCAUUAUCGAUGAAAAUCAAAUACUUCGUCAAAUAACUGUGAAUGAUUUACCUGUCGGACGGUCAGUUGAUGAAACGUUGCGACUUGUUCAAGCAUUCAAAUAUACAGACAAACAUGGUGAAGUUUGUCCAGCUAAUUGGAAGCCAGGUUCAAAAACUAUGAAACCAAGUCCAAAAGAGUCUCUCGAUUAUUUCAAACAAGUGGAUUAA
Messenger RNA from Pediculus humanus corporis (human body louse), 591 nucleotides. RefSeq names its product Peroxiredoxin, putative. NCBI's taxonomy places the organism in Eukaryota, Metazoa, Arthropoda, Insecta, Psocodea, Pediculidae. The record is from RefSeq and is a predicted model, not a curated record. The transcript has a single exon. Gene Ontology annotation, molecular function: thioredoxin peroxidase activity. Gene Ontology annotation, biological process: response to oxidative stress; cell redox homeostasis; removal of superoxide radicals. The coding region runs from base 1 to 591 and encodes 196 amino acids. Gene Ontology annotation, cellular component: cytosol.